Messenger RNA from Physcomitrium patens, 2641 nucleotides. RefSeq names its product phosphatidylserine decarboxylase proenzyme 3. The record is from RefSeq and is a predicted model, not a curated record. Gene Ontology annotation, biological process: phospholipid biosynthetic process. NCBI's taxonomy places the organism in Eukaryota, Viridiplantae, Streptophyta, Bryopsida, Funariales, Funariaceae. Gene Ontology annotation, molecular function: calcium ion binding; phosphatidylserine decarboxylase activity.
GACAAUAGGGCAGGGUAGAUCCGAUUCCAUUUGGCAGUUUCAGACGCGGUACCUCAGUCUCCAAGAUUCGGCUACUCCGAUUUUUGCUACCACCUUGAGCUGGGAAUAUCACCAGGGAAAGCACAGUCGUAACCGUAUCGCUGCAGUGUGUAAUCCUGUGGUGCUCAGCUUGUGUGCAUUUUGUUAGGGUUUUCGCAAUAGCAACAGCUUCUCACUGGCUCGUCACCUGCUUAAGAUUCGGUAUGAUUCGCGGGCGGAAUUUACUCAGUCCAGGUGUCUAAUGCCCAGGGUCGCCUUCGUCUCUGAGGUCUCAGAUCCACUUCAAUUGCCUCUGCACAUGAUUUGACGAUCGGAACAUUCUGCAGUAGAGUGACGAAGCAAGGUGCAGCGCUUGCAAGUUAGGGGUUAGAAAUGGGAGGAAAUUCAUCGACAUGCGCGGAUCCGCUUCAAGGACAGGGAAAGAGCGAUGGCGAAAAUGCUCUCACAGAGAAGAGUGGAUCUUCCAGGUGGAGACGGGGCGGAAAAAGUGGAAGCGUUCAUCAUCGACCGCUCACGAAGGACCAAUUCAGCGGAAUUGCAAAAAUCCAGAUAGUUUCUGCACAUAUGGGUUUCAAGGACAGGUGGCUUGUGUGUGUAUCUCUCGGAGAACAAACGUUCCGAACAGCGACCUCUGUCAACACGGACAAGCCUGAAUGGAAAUCAGAGAGAAGCGUGGUGUUGGAACACAAUGGUCCUCGAAUUGUUAGGAUAUCUGUUUUUGAGACUAAUAGAACCAGCAAGAACACCCUCGUUGGUUACUGCGAGUUCGACCUUUCAGAUAUUUUUACAUCUGACAAAGAGCAUAUAAAUGAGGUCCAUGAUUUGUACGAUCCAAAUUACACCUCAAAAACUGUUGGAAAAAUCACAUUGAGUUAUAGUGCAGAGUCUAGAGAAGAAACGGAAAUGCACUUUGCGCGACGGCUACUUGCCAUAGUGGACUAUGAUGACAGCGGAGAGUUGUCAUUCAAAGAGUUUCGAGCGCUAAUUAAAGCUUUCGGAAAUUCUUUGUCAGAUGCCCAGCUUAAUGAACUCUUCAAUCAUGCCGAUGUAGAUAAAGACGGGAAAGUGAAUGCUGAUGAACUGGCUGCUCUUUUGGUCAAGAGUGAUGUGGGGACAUUCCGUGUGAAAGCCUGUCCUGUUUGUGGAGAAAAACUUGGUAGCGCUGAUUUGCUCAAUGAUAUGAUCCACAUGAGUCUGUGCUUCGACGAAGGCACUGGCAAGCAAAUUAUGACUGGUGGCUUUUUGACAGAAAAGCAGGCUGCUCAUGGAUGGAUGUUCAAAUUGAGUGAAUGGGCUAGCUUCCAAUCCUACGACGUUGGCCGUGCAAACGCCGGACACAUUCUGGUUUUCGAUCGCAAGUCAAAACGACUAGUAGAAGAGUGGAUUGACAAUAAGAUCGUCCUUGCUAUGCGGUCACUUUAUCAGUCCAAAUUGGGUUUGGCCUUGAUUGAUAUUGGCACCAAGAACAUGCUUCAAAGUAUCUCAGAGAAACAGGGCAUACGCAUGAGUACAGCUGAAUCCAAGGAAGAUAUCCCCGCGUUCAUCGAGUAUUUCAAAGAUCGUAUAAUUGUUGAUGAAAUCAAAGAACCUAUGGAGUAUUUCCAGACCUUCAACCAAUUUUUUAUCAGGGAGUUAAAGCCAGGAGUGCGAUCUAUUGCGUAUGAAGACAAUGCUUUAGUUGCGGUAUCUGCUGCUGACUCUCGUUUGAUGGCCUUUAGCAGUCCCGAUGAUGCCACUCGAUUCUGGAUUAAGGGUCGCAAGUUUUCAGUGAAAGGCCUUCUAACUGAGAACACCUAUCAGGACUUUGAGGGUGGUCCUAUGGUUAUCUUUCGUCUAGCACCUCAGGAUUACCAUCGUUUUCAUUCUCCAGUUACUGGUAGGAUUUUGAGAGUGGAUGAUGUACCCGGAAUGCUGUACACGGUGAACCCCAUAGCUGUUACCAGCAAAUAUUGCAAUGUGUUUACUGAGAACAAGCGAGCAAUCUGCCUCAUCCAAACGGAGGAAUUCGGCAAGGUGGCAUUUGUCGCAAUUGGUGCUACUAUGGUGGGCACAAUCACGUGGUCUAAGAAAGAAGGGGAUCAUGUCAAGAAGGGAGAAGAGAUGGGCUACUUCUCAUUUGGAGGCAGCACAGUAAUUUGUGUCUUUCAAAAGGGGCGCAUUGAUCUGGAUGAAGACCUGCUGGCAAAUAGUAAGAGAAGCCUAGAGACUCUGGUGUUCAUGGGUAUGACAAUUGGGGUUGUAAGUGGUCACACUUACGAGGCGAUGGAGCAUAGGAAACGACCAACCAUUACAGAUAGUGUUGCAGGGCAAGACAAUGAAGAUGCUAAGGGAUUUCAAAUAACUGAUAGCAUCAAUGUGCGCUUAGGCCAUUUGGGUUUUGAAGAUGAAUCAAAAGAAGCACAGUAAAUGCCUCUUGCAGGGGCGCAUUGAUCUUUCAUCUUAUAGAAUUGUCUGUUGGUGAAUUUAUCGUCAUGGUCAGGAGGUUAGAAGUUCCACCUGUUUUUCUACGAUACGUAAUGUAUUCCCCUGCGCAGAUUGUGUUGGCAAUUUAUUUUUUUUCAAAUUGGAAAUAAGCAACUCACUGCCACAUCUUUAACCGUUA